Molecule: messenger RNA, 1365 nt
Organism: Alnus glutinosa
Lineage: Eukaryota; Viridiplantae; Streptophyta; Magnoliopsida; Fagales; Betulaceae
Product: lipid phosphate phosphatase gamma-like
Exons: 2
Coding region: 129-797 (222 amino acids)
Biological process (GO): lipid biosynthetic process; protein N-linked glycosylation
Cellular component (GO): endoplasmic reticulum membrane; intracellular membrane-bounded organelle
Molecular function (GO): dolichyldiphosphatase activity
Source: RefSeq, a predicted model, not a curated record
CUUAAAAACCUAAAAGGCCCAUCUUUCCCUCAACUACUCUUCUAUCUCAGAGCACUAGAGCGGAGAUCUGGUGAACAGCUAUAAUCCAAACCCAAUUUCUUUCGGUAUCUCGGUCGCUAUAAUAAGGCAUGGCGACGCUGCCACUGAAGGCUGUGAUGCUGACCGACGUGCGGUACCAGAGGGGGGAUCCGCUGGGGCACUUCCUAGCGUGGGUCUCGCUAGUGCCGGUCUUCAUCAGCCUCGGCGGCUUCAUCUCGCACUUCUUCUUCCGGCGCGAGCUUCAGGGCAUGUUCUUCGCUCUGGGCCUCAUAAUUUCGCAGUUCAUCAACGAGUUUGUCAAGACAUCGGUCCAGCAGGCUCGCCCCGAGACCUGCGCUCUGCUCGAGACGUGCGACUCUCUCGGCUGGCCCUCCAGCCACUCCCAGUACAUGUCCUUCUUUGCUGUGUAUUUUACGCUGUUGACGUGUAAAGGGAUUGGGUUCUGGGACACAACGAACAAGUGGGUUGUGAAUUUUUGGCCUUGGUGUCUUGUAAUUUUCACUAUGUAUUCUAGGGUGUAUUUGGGGUACCAUACUGUUGCCCAGGUCUUCGCUGGGGCUAUUCUGGGGGUCUGUCUUGGGGCCCUGUGGUUCUGGGUUGUGAAUUCUGUGCUUUCCGCUUACUUUCCGGCCAUCGAGGACAGCGCUUUUGGGAGGAUGUUCUAUGUUAAGGAUACGUCACAUAUACCCAAUGUGUUGAAGUUCGAGUACGACAAUGCCAGAGCUGCGAGGAAAAACAUGGCUUCCAAGGAACCAUGAAAUUCUUCUGGGUGGAUAUUGUUUGUUUAGCUUAAUUCAAUGAGGCAAACCUAUUUGCGAAUUUGAUCGUGCAAUCCAGCUUUUGUAUAGUGGACGAGUAGAGCACUUGUUAUUUGAGAGUAUAUUCGCAGGUCAAGUUUAAUAAGAGAUGUAGUCUAGAAUCACAUAGUGUAUGCCGCUUGGUAGGCCGUCUUAGGGAAGACCCUCAGCAUGGGCAAUCUAAGGAAACGACAUAUCAUUGUAGUCGAGUGGUGUUCCAUGUAUAAAAAGAGUGGAGAGUGAGUGGAUUAUCUUCUUCUCCACUAUGAGUUCGCAAGUGCCCUUUGGAAUACAUUCUUUAGCAGUGUAUGGUUUGGCUGGGGUUAUGUCUGGAAGGGUGGUAGACCUCUUUGCUUGUUGGAAAGUGUCAGGGGUAGGUCUCAACUUGACGCAGUUUGGAAGAUGAUUCCGCCUUUGCCUUAUGUGGUGUAUAUGGAGGUAAAGAAACGAUCGUAGCUUUGAGGACCAUAAGAAUACUUUGGUGGAGUUAAAGGCUUUAUUCUUUAAGAGUACUCUUUCUUUGGGCUGC